AGUACGAAAUACCUGCUCCAAGUUUAUUGGUUUAGAACAGUACGCCCUCCAUACGUAGGAGGGCGCUCCGGCUAUAAAAGGGGAGCUCCUCCGGCAAGGAAGUCAUUUCAGGAAACAGCUGGUUUUAAGUAUAUCACUACGUGUUACCAGCCCGUGUCCUUUGGCUGCGUUUUUUUUUGGGUGAUCGGCUCUGCUCCAACUGUGCUUGGGCAAUUAAUCAGUGUUGGGUGUGACAUCAUCGCUUGCCUUUGCUAUACAAAACAUUAGCAAACGGGAAAGAUUGAAUCCCCGUUGCUGCUGGGCAGGGAGUUCCCUUCUACUCAGGGGUCAUCGGUGAGAGGACCGAUUUAUCCGUGGUCCAGUGGGAGGCGCCGCUGUUUUGUUUCGUUUCCUUUUUCUACAUUUCAAAUCAGCUGUUUGAAGGAUGUUCCCUGGCUCGUGGCCGGAGUUCAGAAGGAAGAACAGCUGAUUUAUAUUGUACCCAUUUUAUACCGUUUUUAAUCUUUUUUUGUUUCUUUGUGCAGGCUGGGGCAGGAGGUGUGGGGUGUGGCCUCGGAGGUGGUGGUCCCGUGUGCGUGUGGUGGUGCUGGUUUCCUCACGUUGAUAUGAAUGAUCACUGCCAGGGGUGAAUUCUUUAUACGUUCUUCAUUAUUUUUCUUGUGUUGGGGCUUCUCUGCCCGCGUUACCUGCCUCCAUCACUAGCCUCAGUCCUGCUUGUUAACCUCUUUAUUUAUUUAAAUUUGUAGUUGAAUUGUGUUUAGUUAAUUCCCAUUUUGUUUUGGGACCUCAUGAAUUGAUUUCAGUGAGUAAAAUUAAUUUGGUUCUCCAUACAUUUCAUUGGUUCAGUUCCUGUUGGGGCAUUAAUUUUAGUAUUUUAUGGUAUUUUACAUGGCCAGUUUUUAAAGUGUCUUUUAAAUUGUCUCUUCUAUAAAAUAAAACACACUUAUUGUAACUUCUGAAACCACGUCUACUGUCCAGUGAACUGAAUCUAUAUGUUUAAUUCCUUGGGUGAAAUUCCCAAGGUGGCGUUGUUAAUAAAAUCACACUCGAGCAGGUACAAUUGCCAUCCUUGGCGUCAACAGGUCAUAGACCACUCACGUAUUGCCACACAACCAUCACCAUUUUAUGACACUACUUCUACCAGCAUGAACAUAUCUGGCAGCAAUUCUCAGGAACUCCCCAAACUCUCCACACCACCUCUGUUUAUAUCAGCUGCGCUCCGCUGGUGUCAGAACGCAACACAUACCCAGUCCUAAAUGUAGUUUUUAAGUGAAAUUUGCUAAAUUUAAAUUUUCAUUUGACAUGUUCUCCAGUGGAAAUGUUAUGAUUCAAUUCAGUUUAUUUAUACAGGACCAAAUUCAAUUAAAGUUAAUUUAUAAAGAGCCAAAUCACGACAAGAGUCGUCUCAAGGCACUUCACACAGUAAACAUCCCAGUUCAGUUCACUGAUGUUGUAUGAGAUCUAGAUCACAAGGUAAACAUGCUGUAAGGUAAUAAAUAAAAACAACAACAAAUACUGAUCAUGACAAAUGUGUGGAGGAAAUGGGAUAAAGAUACUUAAUGAAAUAUUUUCAACAGAAAUGGAAUGAUUUGGGCCUUUUUUAUUUUAUUUUUCCACCGUGAUGUGAGAUGUUGUCAGACGAGCCCACCAGCAGGGUCGGCGGCGCUGUGAGGAUGCUGAGACGCUCUGCGCUGUCGUGAACGCGCCACCCGCGCGCGCACUGAGAUACGCAUGUGACUAGCAGGAGACGCAGGACUUUGAUGCACGCGCUUUUACAGAAUACAGAACCUCCUUGACCAGAAUCUUCCCGUCUGAUCGGACCUGAACGCACCAGUUUGAGGCAGGUGAGUGCAUGUGUGCGCGCGUGUGAGGACAAGGGAGGCUGGCUUUUAUCUCAUGAUGAGCUCAGACAUUUAGAUGGGUCCUCCCACCGCUCCCGGUCUAUUUAUAAGGUUUAAACGCAGUCCAGGGUCAUGAUAACAGGACGCGACUGCGGGACAGAGAGACCGAUCCGCACGGUAAGAGCUCCUGGUCCCGGAACAGUGUUGCAGAUGAAUGUGACCUAAAUUAUGCAGUGAUGGAAACUAGCUGCUGUAGCAUGUGCUCCUUGUUGCUCCACUGCACGGAGUCAGGAGUAGAGUGAUGUUUAAAGCCUGCGUCAGAGAGGAUGCUGGCGGAGCUGCUCCAUCAGCAUCCUUAACCUGAACAAGAUCCGUGUCCCAGUCAGGCUCUGAGUUCAUCCUCGUGCAUCUGCAGGUGGUCAGGAUGAGCUGUAGCCAUAGGCCUGCCAGAAGAAAAUGAACAAACCCAGCUGGAGCCUUUUUCAUUUUAUUAGUGAAAACACUUUUGGCCAUAAGCUCAAAAUCAGUUUACUGCAAAACAAAAGUGUUAUUUGGAUUUCCACCUACUGUUCAUAACACAGAGAGUUCUGGAAGGCUUUCAAUAUGCUGUAAUGCAAACAAACACACAAACAACAACAAACAACAAUGCUUUGGAUUCAGGCCUUUCUGUUAGGCUUUCAUUUGUUUCAAAACAUUUUUACAUAAACUUAAAAAUGUUGUUUUCACCCAGAAAUGAUGUCAUGUUUACAAAUUCCUCAUAUUUGUAAAAUAAAAGCAUUCCUAUGAGGUAAUGGAAUAGAUGGAAGUUUACGUGCAGCCUCAAAACUUUACAUCUCUGAUGCCAAAUAUGUGAAAAUAGAACACGAUGCAUACAGAGCAAGUGUUGCAUCAUUUCCUUCUCCAACACCGCAGGGCAAACGGGUGUUUGAUUAGCCUGGCCACCCCCUCCACCUCCACCACAAAAAUAACCAGGUUUCCAACAAAAGCCAGAGAGAGCAUUUGACCAAGAACACGGCUCUAAGAGACCGCCAGUGAAAUGUAGAUUCAUCUGCUUCAUGAUACAUUUCUUGCUAACAAAACAGUUUUAAAUGAUUUUGACCACUUAAACAUUCUCCCUCUCCUGAUAUUAACAUUUUACUCUCUUUGACAUUGAAUGUGCUACUACUAGUUUACCUGUUUAAUUACCAGUUCAGUGGUCUAGUGGUAGCGUGUCCGCCCUGAGACUGGGAGAUCAGGGUUCGAUUCCUGAUCGGGUCAGACCAAAGACUUUGAAAAAAUGGGACCCAGUGCCUCCCUGCUUGACACUCAGCAUUAAGGGGGUUGGAUUGGGGGAUUACACCACCAAAUGGUUCCCGAGCGCGGCCGUGUCUGCAGCUCACCGCUCCCCCAGGGGAUGGGUCAAAUGCGGAGAACAAAUUUCGCACACACACCUGUGUGUGUGACAACUAAUGGGACUUUAACUUUAUCGAUUCACUAGGAUAAAUACAAUAAAGUUUAUCUCUCGCCAAAUAGAAUAUUUACUAAGAAAUCACAAUGUAACCAUAGAAACACUACGUGUGUGUGUGUGUGUGUGUGUGUGUGUGUGUGUGUGUGUGUGUGUGAGUGAUUAUACUGAGCCAGGAUUCUCUGGAGGUUUCUUCCUGUUAAAAGAGUUUUCCUCUCCACUGUCGCUGCAUGCUUGCUUAGUAUGAGGAUUGCAUCAAUUUGCUGGGUUCCUUACAUAGGAAACUUUUUUCUGAUUGGCUUAAUGAACUGACCUGUAUUGGAAUGUUUUACUAUGUGAAGUGCCUUGAGACGACUCUUGUCGUGAUUUGGCGCUUCAUAAAUAAACUUGAAUUGACUUGAACCAGUUAGCUUGUCAUCAGGUCGGGUGAAAUAAGAGUAAACCAACAGGAAGUUUGUUCAAGAAAUGUAUAAAGGUGACAACAGUUAUCUUUUUCAACCAGUAGGUUUUUAAUUGUGACCAGUGGCAUAGAAAUGCCAGUCCUGCCAACUGGGGGCACGUUCCCAAUGGGACAUGCUAUGCGUGGAAUCCGAUUGCUUCGACUGAAAAGUGUAAACAAGCCGACACAGGCGAGUCGUUGUCCGACAGACUCGGGUCCAACAGGAGGAGGGCCAGCUGCAGGUACACGAGUAGUGAAGCACAAGACAGAUGCACUCUGGCUGGUGCGCCAGCCGAGGAAGUGGCCGUCACUCUGCUUUGUGGAGGAUUUCUUUACUUCCUUUUUUUUUUUUUGAGUGGGAGUUUGUGUGACUGGUUGGGUCCUGUCACCGUGCCAGGACCACAUUCUCAUCCUGCUGCCGCUGACAAGGGCGGCAAAGACAUAAACAGGCCUGGUGGGAUUAGCGCUCAUAACAAACCCACGCCUACACAAAUCUAACAUGAACUCCCUUUGUUUGGGGGAGCGAUGCCGGGGUCACCAGAGGCGAGUGAGGGGGUGUGUACAUCCGCGGUGCACCAGUGAUAAAAUCUGUGGGCUCAUCGUGUUGUGGCGGGGUGUUUCCACGUGUCUGAAAGCCCCAGACAGACGGGAGGGGGGUCGCGGCUGUGGGUGGAAGCACAACACCACCACGAACGUCCCUCGGUGUGUAUGUUUCUGAGUCAGCUGGUGACGGAGACAGGAUUUAGGCUAGCUGAGACAACAACACUGGGGUUUAAUCCUGUUCAGUCUGACCCAGGAGCACGGAGACAGUAGAGGAGCAAAGCACAAACGAGACCAUGCCUGUCAUGUCUGAUGCACGGCUAGAGAGGUUUCUAGAACUUUCUUCACACAUCUGUCGUUGUGUCCAUCCUCAGAGCCGGCCCUGGCCCAGGCUGCAGCCAUGCCUCUUUUAGAAGGGACCACUCUGCCGCAAGAGCAUCCCCCUACCCUCCCCGUGGUAAUCAUAGGUAAACUCACCUUUGAUGGCUUGACGGGUCUGCACUGUCCCCCCAAGUUUCAAAAUGGCCAUUUCUAUUUAACUUGGAAAGCUUUUCUUACAUUCCCCAAACCUGGUUUGUUAUUAGGUAACGGCCCAUCCGGUAUUUGUCUGUCUUACAUGCUGAGUGGCUACAUGCCCCACCUAGACCCUGCGACUGUCCACCCAAACUCGGUUCUGUACAGAAAACUGCAAGAGGCCAAGCAUCUCGCCAUCACCGAGCAGGAUUUGGAGUAUUUGAGUGAAGGUCUUGAAGGGAGGUCAAGGAAUCCUGUGGCUGUGCUGUUUGACACGCUGCUGCACCCCAACGCCGACUUUGGCUACGAGUUCCCUCCUGUGCUUCAGUGGAGGAGAGACAAGCAGCAGCACAUCCCGCAUCUGGUUCUGGGAAAGGGGACGCCGGGGGGAGCUUGGCAUGCCAUGGAGGGCUCCAUGCUGACCAUAAGUCUUGGCAUCUGGAUGGAGCUUCCUGGUGUGAAUUACAGAGACUUAACAAACGGGAAACGCAGGGAUGUGACGAGUGACAGAGCAACCCCAGAGGAGAUUUCGACUUAUUAUCGUGACUACGUGAAGCUGAAGGGUCUCCAAAAGAAUUUUGUUGACAACACUUACGUGACCUCCAUUCAGAAACUCUGCCGGGGGCACAAGGCGGAAGAUCUGGAAAAUGGGCACACUGACAAAGGAGAUGGAGGGACGGGAGAGGAGGGUAAGGGGGGCUUUGUGGGAAAUGGAAAGGCGUGCGUGAAGAACGGAGGAGGGGGCACUCUUUGGGAAGUAAGAGGAUAUCGGCAGGUGCAGAACAAAACUCACGUUCCCUUCUCUCUGUUUGCUGAGAAUGUUGUCCUAGCCACGGGUGCGUCUGAUUCACCAGUUCGCUUAGGUGUCGAGGGGGAGGAUCUUCCGUUUGUUUUCCACAGCAUCUCCAACCUGGGCUUGGCUGUCAGCCAGAGGAAGCUCGACAGGAACUCUGAUCCGGUUUUGAUCAUCGGUGCUGGUUUAAGCGCCGCAGAUGCGGUUCUGUGCGCCUGUAGCAGCAACAUAAGAGUGCUGCACGUUUUUCGGAAGAGUGUGGACAACCCAGACCUCAUCUUUAAGCAGCUGCCCAAGUCUCUGUACCCAGAAUACCACAAAGUGUACAACAUGAUGUGCUCUCAGACCUACACAAACAUGGCUGCUCCAAACGGACCCCAGCCAGAAAGCAUAGCCUCUUCCGUUUGUGCCAAGAUGUGCCCAAAACCACAACUUUCUGCGGGGAACCUCGCGGGAGGCGCCAGUGUCGGCCUCUUGCCCGACUAUACCAGUUUCCCAGAACACUGCGUGGUGUCGUUCCAGCCCGACAUGAAGUGUUUGCUGCAGGGCAACAACUCCCUCAAAGCGUUCAAGGUCUCCAUGGUCCUUGUGCUGAUUGGGACCAACCCAAACUUGUUUUUCUUGAAAGGUCAGGGUCAGUACCUAGGUCAGGAUCCAACAAGGCCGAUCUCCUGCAAGCAAAACCCCAUCGACGUCAACCAGUACACCUUUGAGUGCACCAAGGAGCCAGGCCUGUUUGCCAUGGGCCCGCUGGUGGGAGACAACUUUGUGCGCUUUUUAAAGGGCGGAGCUUUAGGGAUCACUUCCUGUCUGCUGGCGAGACUCAAGAAGAGAGAAAAGCUAAUCAGCAAAGGAGGGAAUACCUUUAUUUGAAGAAGCUAAACGGUCCGGUCUCAGGACACAGGCUGAAUUUUCAUCAUUAAUGUUUUAUCACACACGCUUCUUUGUUUUCAACGUUUAUGAAGCCAAACGAGAGAGGGAGUACACUAACUAGUUUCUAAUGAAACAAAAGACAGCUGCUAGUCUUGCCUGACUUCCGAUGAAGUCUCCUUAUGUCUAAGCUACUGCGUGCCAAUGUUUAACGGCCGGUCAGUGACCUCGUAACCGUACGGGACUUUCUUCUCAUCAGGGUUAAUUAUUCAUUCACCUUGUGUCUUCGACAGUUCUUCUAACAACACUCACUUAAGUUGCUUUCCCUAAUUUAAACGUAAGAGUCAAAACCAGGGAUGCAACGAUGCCCCUUUUUUCCAGACCGAUACGAUACCGAUACUGGGAUCUGAGUACUUGCAGAUACUGAUCACCGAUACUUCUACCGCACAAAAAAAUGCAACGAUUUGGAAUACAGAUUUUAUUUUCUGCUCUGCUUUCAACAGGAAAAGACUGUGAGGUAGAUAAAAAGUAAAACAUAUGAAUGGAAAUCAUCACAAAACUAAAAUAUUAGGUGAACAGAAAUGACAAGUUACAGCGAAGCCAUUUUCAAGCAACUGCAUUGGUAUCGGUUAACCUUUACAGAUACUGGAAUCGGCAUCUGCACCAAUAUCGGUAUCGAUACCGGUACCAAUAUCGGUAUUGCACCCCUAGUCCAAACCAACUGAAACACGUGAUCCCGUUUAAAAUAACCACACGGUUGUGUCGAAUGCAAACAGGUAUAUUUAAAAUCCAACAGAUUCACCACCAAAAUGACUUCAUCUCUCCAACUGAGCCUCUUCUAGAAAAUCUUUUCUAAGCUGCUAAUCCAGGUUUGGCUCAUUUGACCGAAUGCUUUGGUGAUUUGGUUACUAAACAGGCUUUCUAUGCAAACAUCAUCACUCGCAAACCUGAAUGUAUUCUUUCAGAUCCAAUGUCAAGACUCCUGUUUGGGUCCAAGUAUGCUCAGAAAAACUACUGGUUUUUAAAGGGCAAUUGUUUAUUGUAUAGUGUGUGAAAGACUUGUUAGACCCUGUAGGAACCGUUUAGAUUUGUAGAAUAAUUUUACGAGUUUUAGGUGGGAGUUUGCUCCCAAAUUGAGAAAUCUUUGGCUCAUUUUCAACAGGAGACAAUAGAGAUGUGCCUAAAUGUGAUUUUUAUAGACAAUCAGUGGAAUUUGUUAAAAUGUCCAUUUAACUUUAAUCUUUUCAAAAUUUGUGUUAAAGGUGCGGUUCACUUGUUUUAUCAUUACACUUGCAGUGGUCUCUAGUAGGAACAAAUGCCUUGCAGGUCGUACUCGGUGGGGAAAAUAUACCAGUGCAACUAGUGGUGACCCACAUCACAGAUUUAGGCCCAAUCCCAACACUCGAGCUGCGCCCUACGGUUUUCUGUCAAGUGCACUUGGUAGAAGUGCACAGUAAGGGUUCGAGUGUGUGGUACACAAGUGGGCCGAGUUGGGACAGGAAGCAUUGCAUAACUGACCGUGAUGCAUACGGGAAUGCUGGUCGCUGUUUGUGCUACUUUUUAUUAAUUCAAUUCAAUUCAAGUUUAUUUAUAUAGCGCCAAAUCAUGACAAGAGUCGUCUCAAGGCACUUCACGUAGUAAACAUUCCAACACAGUUCAGUUCAUUAAGCUAAUCAGAAAAGUUUCUUAUAUAAGGAACCCAGCAAAUUGCAUCAAGUCACUGACUCUAGUUUGACUACAUUUACAUUCAUUGCUGUCCACAUUAAACCUUAGUCUAAAACAUCCAGAGCAUGAAAUAAUAUAACUAAUCAUCCCAAAAUGAACGUCUUUCAUUUGAAAAUAUGUAUUUUCAGAAAAAGCACUUGAGCCAUUCACCUUCUUCUCAAAAUUUCCAUGUAGCAAAGGAUUGUGGGUAAUACACUUCAUGGAUCAAGGGUGCAAAUGGGGUGUGGUCAACUUUCACAAUUGAGAAUCAGGACAUCCUACACUCGCAUCCCUGGACGGGAUCGUGCAAGGGAAGUGUGUUUUUGUCUUACUUCCUGAUAUGUGGACAUCUCUCCUCUGACUGGCUAACAGCAACACGACUCUACCACCGACUCUGUCUGCUCUGCAACGUUGAUGUUUUGUCUCCACAAAUAACACAAGUCUGGAAGAGUUCUGCUGUGUGGUGGAGUUGCUAAUGCUAAUAGUUAGCUUCUCGUAGCUGAGACGUUUUCUGCUGUUUCCUGGACGCUAAACCAACAACAGCCUUCCCCGUUGUGAGUCCAGAUGGGUGAGUGCAUGAAUGUUAGUGACAGGGUGACGUAGAUCUGUCGGGAUUUUCUAAUCCUAGAGUUUCACCGUCUGUUUUCUAUCAGAAGCUACUGCAGGAGAUAGGUGUAGGAGACUAUUUUCAUGUUCAGUCUGCAUGAAACACUCCCAUUAUAAUCGGAAAUGAUCACUAAAAAUGUUUUGUCAGUGAACCACACCUUUAAUACAAGAAAGUUACGGUUUCUUUACUUUUAAAGUUAAAUUAAUUUAAUGAAAAUCUCUUUAAAAUCCCACAUAGAAUAUAAUUUAUUAACGUCUUUUAAAAUCAUUUAGAUUUCAGUGUCUCUGUAUUUCAUAGUUUUAUUAUUAAUAUUGUGUGUAACUAUUGUACAACAGGUCACAAUAAGUUGUUUUGAUUGUUUAACUAAAAGUUUUUUUCUACCAUGUUAAAAACAAGUCAAGUGCCAAAAAAGUUUUAGGAGUUGACUAAAAAUAGGAUGUCAUAAUUUUAUUUUUUUACAUACAAAACUUUGCUAAUCUGUGAUGUGAUUUAAAAAAAAAUCCUCUUUUUUGUCAGUCUCAACACUCCCAGUGGUUUUAUCUUUUAUUACAACUAACACAACACUUUUCCAUUAUUGUCGUUUAGGUUUCCUGAUUAGAGUUUAACGGGUGAAUUUAAGCCGUUACACCACCUGAGGUUUCUUCCCCUCCCUGCUGAGUUUUUAAUACUGCUUAGAUAUAAAGUGUGGAUUAUAUGCAUGUAGGCAUGAGCCCCGGGGCCGGCAGCCGCCAACGGCAGCGUCAUCAGCAACAAGAAAAGUGCUACGAGGAGAAAUGUGGGAAAAGGCAAAUGCACAGGAGCUCAACAGUGGAAAAGUUUUCACUUCAAAAUAAAAGCUGCUGAGACGUUCUGCUUUAAUGGCAUUUUUUAUUAUACGUGAACACAGACUGGUGCAGAUUUAGGCUAGCUGCUCAAUCGUUUCUCUGCAUUUUGAAAUGUUGAAAGCCAGUUUGCUAACUCUACAGACGAUCCGAAAGGUUUCUUCUUGCACAAGUUAAACUGAUGAGUUUAAUCUUAACUUGAAUUUGAAGAACCGAGCUUCAGCGUCUGCACAGAACGACCAACAGACGUGUGGUUUGAUGACUGCACUUCUGUUUCAGAAAUAGAAAAGUGCCUGAAGGAUUGAGAUUGCUUUAAAAUAAAAGGAACAUAACCCACUUGAGCCAGUUUCCCUGGAAGCAGGGACCAACGUGGGUUUCCAGAGCUGCUUUCAGCAUGCAGGCGGGUGAAACAAUCUCUAGGUUUUAAUCUUUUCUAUGGAAUAUUUUUAUUAACAACAAAUAAAAAAAACUUUGACAAAAUCUGCUUAACUUAAGCUCAUUUGUUACAUUGCUGUCAGUGAGUUAAAGAAGAGCAUCAUCACAUCCACAAAUCCAUCUGGGGAUGACUUCAUCUUCUCUUGGCGAGCUUGGUGGGGUUGUACCUGAGGACACGGAGACGAGAGAGCACCUCAGACAUCUGUCCACGUCCAGAUGGGCUUUUAACAUUCCUCCUGGACCACCUCCCAGUGUGCUCACGGCAUUUUCCAACAGCUCUCAAAUUAAGCACCGUAAAGCACGGAUGACGUUUCAUCCGCUCAGAGCAAACAGGCUUCCCACCGACCACGUCUGGAAACACGUUCAGGUACCAAAAAAAAAAAAUAACCCCUAUCUGGAUUCUUUUCUUAGCAGCAGAGUCGCCCCCCCUACAAGUGAUGUUCGACCGGCUGCGCAUGACUCAGUGAUCAAACACCUCAGCCACAACACACACACACGCACACACACACACACACACACACACACACACACACACACUGCUUAGUCAAAUACAACACGGCAGCUCAAGCUUGCAUCACCACCGUUUCCCUGACAACUGCUGUGAAGGAAAAUACUCCUGGGUUCUGAUUGGUUAAGAGUGGCCGCACGUCUGUUCUCAAGUGAAUGUAAACACCUCGCUGUAAUGGAUCAGGCUGGGCUUGGCGAGCUUUUAUCCAACUAUUUUAGGACACUGAAGGAACAAAGUCCCAUCGUGUUACGUAUUCAAAGAAAAAACAAACAACAAGCUCCAGAUUCUCACCUGAACAGAUCAUCUCCGGCAGUCUCGUCCUGCUUGUUCUGACGCUCCUCCUGAAAACAGAAUAAACUAUUUAAAACCACAGAGCUCUGAUGAGAAGGAGAGUAUAAAACAACUCAGACGAUACCUCUGCUGCAUCUUUCAGCCACUCGUCCAGAUCAGAGUUUUUGCCUCUGUUGUGAACCAGCAGAUCAGAGCCUCCAAUGAUGUGUGGGAAACCAUCUAGACCUGGAACGUGGUUCUAUCACACACACACACACACACACACACCAAAAAUGUCAUUAUUUAUUCUAAUAAUAAAACAAAUGAGCAGAUUUUAAGCUGUUUGCAUUAAUAUUAUUUGAAGAUAAGUGCUGUAAAACGUCUUUAAAGAGCCUCUGCUGAGCGGUUUUGUUGCGUUCAGACCUUGUGGAAACGUUUGAAGUUCCUGACAUGCCCGUUCUCCUGGGAGCGUUUUGGUUUGGACGUAGUUGGAGGCGUCAGUGUGAGCGAUCUGAACUCCACCAGCACCAGCUUCUUAGGAAGGCCUUCAUCCAUCUUUGAUUCCUGAACAACAUAAACAAUCCCUUAAAGCUCUCAUUCACGCAGCUGCAGUGGUCUCCAGUACAACUUCCUGCCUUAGGAGACCAUCUCAGUGGGAAAAAAGCUCUGGUGCUCCUAUUUCAGGAAGCACAAGUUAGCCAAAGCAGAAAGGAGCAGAACACAGCACGAUCUGAAGUCUUAUUUCCUGAUAUUCGGAUAUCUCUCCUCUGAUUGGCUAACAGCAACACGACUCUACCACUGACUCUGUUUCAUCUCCACUAAUAACACAAGCCUGGAGGUGUUCAGCUGUGUGGUGGGGUAGCUAAUGCUAACGCUUAGCUUCUACUAGCCGAGACGUUCUCUGCUGUUUCCUGGACGCUGAACCAACAACAGCCUUCCCCGUCGUGAGUCCAGAUGGGUGAGUCCAUGAAUGUUAGUGACAGGGUGACGUAGAUCUGUCAGGAUUUUCUAAUCCUAGAGUUUCUAUUAUCAGCAGCUAGUGCAGGAAACGAAGGCUAGCCUGCACGUUAAAUUCAGAGUGGCUGAUCACGUAAAAAAAACAAAACCAAACAAGUAAAAACUAUUUUCUCUGUGAACUUUGACAGCAGGUGUAACAACAUCGCUACAGUUAACCAUACGCCAGCUGAUGGAUCAACAUCUGGUAUCGUCCAUAAAGACCUUUUGACAGGAUGCUUUUUUAAUGGAUGCUGACUGGCCGGGAGGUGGCGUGAUGUCAUGUGCGAGCUCUAACCUGGACAUCUAUCCCGAUCUGGGACGGGUUGCUCUACAGCGACUGAAACCCGACCAAAACCCCUCCUC
This is a messenger RNA of Nothobranchius furzeri (turquoise killifish), 12144 nucleotides long. Lineage: Eukaryota; Metazoa; Chordata; Actinopteri; Cyprinodontiformes; Nothobranchiidae. The record is from RefSeq and is a predicted model, not a curated record.